Penicillium odoratum is the source of this 2070-nucleotide messenger RNA. It is a transcript of the gene znfA, whose product is annotated as putative C2H2 finger domain protein. The record is from RefSeq and is a predicted model, not a curated record. The coding region runs from base 1 to 2070 and encodes 689 amino acids. The transcript has 3 exons. Lineage: Eukaryota; Fungi; Ascomycota; Eurotiomycetes; Eurotiales; Aspergillaceae.
AUGGACCCGAGACAUACAGCUGCGCCGAGCUAUCAUUUCAAGAAUUGCGACCAUCCGCCCGAGAGAUCCCCACGCGCAAUGCCCGAUUCGCGAUUCUCAUCACACGGCCCGUUACCCAUACCUUCUCGACCUGUCAUGGAUGCUGCGCCCCCUCCGCUUCCACCACCACCAAGAAUCCGGGAUUUGGAAAAUGGUUAUGAUGCUGGCUGGCUCCAUGCGAACUGCGAAAGACCUCCCACUGCGCUUCCUCCAAUAAAUCCGAAUUCAAGCUUGUUCGGAGGACACCGACGGACUGAUUCUGCUACGCGGGGUGAUCCGAUGGUGGUGGAUGAGCUUGAAGGGAGGCAAAGUGGCUUUCCCUUAUCGAGGAGUCCAGAAGCCCAGAUUAAGAUUGAGCCGCCUCCGCCCACAGAGGAUGGAUUUCCCAAUUCCAUGUCCGUCACUUCUCCCUCGGGUCCAAUAUUAAAAGGGGAGCGUGACUUUUCGUUACGAAGUGUCAAGGAUUCAUCCAAUGCAUAUGACCAACAUUUACUGUCAAAAAUUGGAAAUUCAUUAUCCCCUCGAGGCUCCAUCAGUCAUGGAUCCGAUCACCGAGGUUCGAUUUCAUCACUUACCGUCCCGUCUCGUUCACCUAGCAAUCUUCCCUCGCCAGGACCGUCAGAGGGAUCUACGCUCGAUGUAAAAUGGUCUUAUAGUCCUCAGUCGGGAGGGGUAUCCCCAAGAUCAAGCGUUGGCUGGAGAGAUUAUAUCGACGGAGGUCGAAGUCCAAGUGUGGAAAGCACUGCGCCUUCAUCGGCUUUAGAGUACGACUACAUGCGCGAUGUGGGUCGAAGGCGUCAUCAUAAAACUACCUCGAUGGAAGAUAGCAUCAGUUUACCGAGUCGAUCGAACCGUGGGAGUUACGACCAAGGCGUUUUCUCUGAUAUCGAAGGAGACUUUGGAUCGGACGAACCGACACUUCCUCGAGCAUACCUGGAUGAGCCAAUGCCCCCACAGCAAUUUAUUCUCCGAGAACCGACUCCGCCAUACCCUGAUCGCUCAAGGCAGGGUAUGAAACGGAGAGCUUCCUCUCCGCCACGAGAGCCGCUCACCGAUGAUCGUCAUACUUUACAUGCAGCAACCAGCAAUGGAGAUUUGUCGCAACGGAGGACUAGCGGACAGCCGUUCACAAGUAGCUUGACGGUUAACAGCACAUAUGUCUCAAGUCAACGAACCUUGUCCGCAGCAUCAUCUUUGAGUAUUCGAACCUCAGGAUCUUACUCCUCUAUUGGGGGUAGUAGCAUGACAAGCCUUUCACCAUACGAUCGACCAUCUCCUGGAGGACUUUCGCCGUGUUCAGAUCUCGAUACCUUCCAUGAAAAGUCGAUUUUGAACCCCAGCUCUCCCAUUUCGGUGGCUCAGCCCAUGCCAAGGGCCGUACUAGGUUCAAACACCCUCGAACCACCCGCUACAGAUUCCACCGGCAAGGUCCCAAUGCCAGCAGCUAGCGUACCAAAACCCACCUCAAAAAUCAGCGGUCUAUUCAUAUGCGACUGUUGCCCUAAAAAACCAAAAAAGUUCGCCAACCCGGAAGACCUCCGCGCUCACGAAAUGGAAAAACAAUACUCAUGCCAAUACUGCAACAACCGCUUCAAAAACAAAAACGAAGCAGAACGUCACCAAAACUCCCUCCAUCUCCGCCGCCAUUCCUGGUCCUGCGCGGCCCUCCCAGCCUUCCAAGCCGCCUUCCACGGCUCUGCAUCUCCAUCCCACCAAACAACCGCCGGUCCCUCGUACGACACUUGCGGGUACUGCGGUGAGGAAUUUGCGAACUUCCCACGCCCAGAUUGGGAUGCUAGAUUCGAGCAUCUGACCACAAUACACAAGUUUGGCGAGUGCAAUAAUGCGAAGAAAUUCUUCCGUGCGGAUCACUUCCGCCAGCAUUUGAAGCAUAGUCAUGCUGGGACUAGUGGGAAGUGGACGAAUAUUCUGGAAAAUGCCUGUAUGAAGGAUGAAAUCCCCCCCGAGCCGAGGGAUAAGGGCAAUGGGUUGGCGACGAAUACGAUCGAAGAGGUUCUUGCUGAGCAGUGA